AUGGCUCGCGAGGAGCUCCAGUGGCUCGACGAGAAGAAGCGGGACUACAUUGGCAGUCAGGGAGCGUCUGGUGCGAGCACAGUGGAGAUGAAGUAUAAGCAGGAGGUGGAGAAGAAGCAGAAGCAUCGGAAGUCAGAACAGAAGUCUAACCCAGAGGUCAUGCCGCGGCCGCUUCUCGAGAGCGGCACGCCGAAAACAGUGCUACGAAAGAGCACUGGAGAGACGACGGCACACAUCGACUCAUGGCUGACGAGCCGCGUCCUGGCGGUGCCAUUGGUUCUUCUUCUUACAGUGAUAUACAUUCGCCUAAAGUAG
Molecule: messenger RNA, 315 nt
Organism: Trypanosoma grayi
Lineage: Eukaryota; Euglenozoa; Kinetoplastea; Trypanosomatida; Trypanosomatidae
Exons: 1
Coding region: 1-315 (104 amino acids)
Source: RefSeq, a predicted model, not a curated record